AUGGCUUCUCAAAGCAACGCCGACAGGCUCCAGCAGCUUGAUCAGAAGAUGACCGCCCUGAUUGAUGCCUUCGAGUCACUCCCUCAGGUGCAACCACCAAACCCACAUCCUACAGCGUUCUUCCUCCUCGACUUCAUCCGCAACUCGCACAAGAUGCUGAAGAAUGUCAACGCUGAGCAGUACGCCUCCGGUGAUUCUGCAGCCAACGAGACCGUUAAAGAGGUUAUUGGUCGUAACCAGUUCGCCAAUCUACUCCUCAACGACUCAUCCGGCAAGUUGUCGCUUAUGACUGGUGGUGACCCAUCGAACCCCAUCGACUUUGGACCGGAUAUCAAAGCCAAGGCGCGAUCUCUGACAGAGUAA
Messenger RNA from Penicillium malachiteum, 363 nucleotides. RefSeq lists its product as uncharacterized. The record is from RefSeq and is a predicted model, not a curated record. The transcript is spliced from 2 exons. Lineage: Eukaryota; Fungi; Ascomycota; Eurotiomycetes; Eurotiales; Aspergillaceae. Bases 1 to 363 code for a protein of 120 amino acids.